Molecule: messenger RNA, 1785 nt
Organism: Trichoderma virens Gv29-8
Lineage: Eukaryota; Fungi; Ascomycota; Sordariomycetes; Hypocreales; Hypocreaceae
Exons: 2
Coding region: 1-1785 (594 amino acids)
Biological process (GO): protein dephosphorylation
Molecular function (GO): cation binding; protein serine/threonine phosphatase activity
Source: RefSeq, a predicted model, not a curated record
AUGCCAGUCGGCUUGGGAACGAGAGCACAGUUAACCGUCGACGGCCAUGUUCGACCUCAGCAGCGCGCGCAAUUCUGCAUCCCGCUCUGCCUUGGCGAUGCGGAGCCCGCGGGAUAUGGCCAACCAGCUACCAGACGAGGCUUCCAUACGUACUUCGUCACCCAUCUUCCGUCUUCCUCACUACAUCCAGACUCCGGCCGAUUUCAUGGGCCUGGCCACAAGCUGCCGCGCGAUGCCUCGGAGCCACACACCCAGAGCCCUGGAUCUGCUCCUGCUGUGUCGAUACCAAACAUGCCCAUUCGAGAUAUGACAGUCGUUCGAAUCCCCUUGCGGCGAGCCAAGCACCACUUUGGCACAGCGACUGCACGAGGAAAUCGACCAUACAAUGAGGAUGCGGACCAGGCGGGGAUAGUGAACAUGCCUGCUUUUGCAAAGAGGGCACCGACGAGUGUCAAGCAGAAGCCCGGAGAGCCGACCGUGGCAGGCAGCACUCUUGGAGAUCCACAGAUAUUCUACUUUGGGGUUUUUGAUGGGCACGGGGGAGUUCAAUGCUCUCAUUUUCUGCGUGAUGAGCUCCACGGAUACAUUGAAGAAGCAGCAGCGGAGUUUGGCCUGCAAAGCAGCUUGCGCAAAAAGAACCCUUGGGAGGUCACCAGCCGGAUGGUGACCCGAAGACAGGCUCUCGAUAACGUAAGAAUGAAAGGGCCCAACGAGGUGAAAGAGGAUGCCGAGCUUCCCAGUCGCGAGGGCGAUACAGGAUUUGUCAAAGCUCCACGGCAUGGAGAUCCUCUUCCCAGUGCCAAGUCGGAGCCGGUUGAGGUAUCAGAUUAUAAAAAGGCCAUCAGUCUGAAGAAGGGCCUUGUGCAAGACUAUAGGGCCUCGAUUGGAGGAUACUUCCGCCGGUUUCAACCAGAGCACUUUAAUCUCUCGGAUGAUGGUGACAACAAUACCAUCUCAAUUGAAGAAGCCCUCGAGUACGCAUUUCUCCGCGCCGACUUGGAUUUCGUCUCCGCCCAGGCCCGAAAAGUUGAUCCGGAUGAUUCGAGAGUUAGUGACAGGCCUGUGAAUAACGACGAGAUAUUGGGCAAGCCUCAUGCAACGCCGUCGGGCCACUCCAUUGGUGGCACUACGCGGUUCAAGGGAGGCUCCACCGCAUCCAUUGUACUCAUCUCGACGCCUACUCCCGCACCGUUCUGGCAUCCUGGUGCCCAUUCGUCAAUCAUUGUGGCGCAUGUCGGUGAUACCCGUGUGCUGCUGUGCGAUACCGCGACGGGCCUCGCUCAGCCCCUGACAUCGGAUCACCAUCCCACCACGCCUGGUGAAAGCAGACGCUUGCGUAGGUACGCCCCAGCUGGCUCCAUGGUUUCUGGCGAUAGUUUCGGAGAGGAACGCAUUGCAGGGCUAGCCAACAGCCGGGCUUUCGGCGACAUCAAGAGCAAGCGCAUAGGCGUCUCUGCAGAGCCGGAAAUCACCAGGGUAGAGCUUGGCCCCGCUCAGUAUUCCUUCAUCGUCCUCAUGAGCGACGGCAUCUCUGGCACUCUUAGCGACCAGGAGAUUGUGGACGUCAUCAAGGAAGCCAAGACCCCUGAGGAGGGCGCUCGCCGUGUUGUCGAUUACGCAACCGAGGUUUCUGAUGAUGGCGACAAUGCGACGUGCCAGGUCGUGCGGCUGGGGGGCUGGGAGCGUCGGUCUGAAGGCGGCCUGGGCAGUCUUGGGACCAAGGAGUUUAGAGAUGCUCGUCGUGCGGAGGCUCAAGACCCGCGACGACGACGCGGGAAGCUAUAG